Molecule: messenger RNA, 552 nt
Organism: Pieris macdunnoughi
Lineage: Eukaryota; Metazoa; Arthropoda; Insecta; Lepidoptera; Pieridae
Source: the annotation of a GenBank genome assembly
AUGUCGAAUAGUAACUUAUUUAUGAAGACAGGAUUUCUUAGAGCUCCUUUACAAAAUGGUGUUGGCCGCUAUGUGUGUCAGCUUCAAAGGAUAGUGUUUAAAUUUUGCAAAAGCCAUGGUGGUAGCCGGGGUUUAAGAGAUUUUAUAGAACAAGACUUAGUGGACUUUGCCAAGAAUAAUCCAAGCAUAGUUGUGUAUUUGAAGCCUCGUAGACACAGAUCACCUGUUAUUGUUGGUGAAUAUUUAAAUGGAGACAGAGUGUGGAUGUCCGUUAACCAAAGAACUCAUUCGGAAAUUACAAAAUGGAUAGAAAAUCUCCGAACCCAACAAGGCAAUGUGUCAGACAUACGUCUUCGUAAAUAUCAGUACACCGAUCACCCUUCGAUACAAGGGCCAUGGACGCCAUUUACAUUCAAAAACCCAGAAUUGAAUCUUGCAGAAUUGCCCAAUGUGAAAUUUGGUGAAAAUAAUCGUUUGCCUAUUUCCGCUACUGAACAGUUGAGAUUGAUGUUUGAAAAACAAAAGUUGAGCGAUGUUCAAACUGCAGAAUAG